AUGGCGCGUGCAGAGGGCAGCAGGGCGCACGGGGCGCACAGGGCAGCAGGGCGCGCGGGGCGCACAGGGCUGCAGGGCGCACGGGGCGCACAGGGCAGCAGGGCAGCAGGGCGCACGGGGCGCACAGGGCAGCAGGGCGCGCGGGGCGCAGCAGGGCUGGCGGGUUGGCCACACCCGCCACCCCCAUACCCUCCCCCACUGCUGCACCCGCAGCAGAGAGAUGGGGGGGGGGGGGGGGGCGGGGGGGGCAGGCAGGUGCUGCAGGUCCCCUCCCCCCACUGCCGCAUCCGCUCCAGGGGGAUGGCAGAUCCCCUCCCCCCCACUGCUGCACCCGCAGCAGGGGGAGGGAGAGGAGAAAAGGGCGGAGAGGAGGGGGGGGGGGGGCUGGUGCCGCAGAUCCCCUCCCCCCCCACUGCUGCACCCGCAGCAGGGGGGAGGAGAAAGGUGGGGGACCUGGUGCUGCAGAUCCCCUCCUGCCUCCCCCUGCUCCAGGGGCCAGGGGCCAGGGGCGGCUGCUGA
Closterium sp. Naga37s-1 is the source of this 519-nucleotide messenger RNA. The record is from the annotation of a GenBank genome assembly. Lineage: Eukaryota; Viridiplantae; Streptophyta; Zygnematophyceae; Desmidiales; Closteriaceae.